Messenger RNA from Penicillium waksmanii, 1479 nucleotides. RefSeq lists its product as uncharacterized. Gene Ontology annotation, cellular component: COP9 signalosome. Bases 1 to 1479 code for a protein of 492 amino acids. Lineage: Eukaryota; Fungi; Ascomycota; Eurotiomycetes; Eurotiales; Aspergillaceae. Gene Ontology annotation, biological process: protein deneddylation. The record is from RefSeq and is a predicted model, not a curated record. The transcript is spliced from 3 exons.
AUGUCCGACGACGACGAUUUCAUGCAGGAUUCCGGGGACGAAGAUUAUGACUUUGAAUACGAAGACGACGAUGACGAUGAGGCGGGGGAUAUCGGAAUCGAAAACAAAUACUACAAUGCGAAACAACUCAAGGUCGAUAACCCUGAAGAGGCGGUGGAUGAGUUCUUAGGCGUACCGGCAUUAGAACAAGACAAAAGCGACUGGGGGUUCAAAGGAUUGAAACAGGCCAUCAAGUUGGAAUUCAAACUAGGACGAUAUAGCGAUGCGGUUGAACACUACCGGGAACUCCUCACCUAUGUCAAGUCCGCCGUCACCCGCAAUUACUCCGAGAAAUCCAUCAAUAAUAUGCUCGACUAUAUCGAAAAGGGAUCCGAUGACGCCCAGGCGUACCAGUGUAUGGAGGAGUUCUACUCCUUGACCCUCGACUCCUUCCAGAAUACCAACAACGAACGACUGUGGCUCAAGACAAACAUUAAAUUGGCCCGAUUAUGGCUGGAGCGCAAGGAAUUCUCACAACUGAGCAAGAAGGUCCGAGAUCUGCAUCGGGCGUGCCAGCGUGAGGAUGGAUCAGAUGAUACAAGCAAGGGGACAUACUUGCUCGAGCUCUUUGCACUCGAGAUUCAGAUGUACGCCGAAAUGAAGAAUAAUAAACGCCUCAAGGCCCUAUACCAGCGGGCGCUGCGAGUGCGAUCGGCGGUACCUCACCCAAAGAUCAUGGGUAUCAUCCGAGAAUGCGGAGGCAAGAUGCAUAUGAGCGAAGAGAACUGGGAGGAAGCGCAAAGUGACUUCUUCGAAUCAUUCCGGAAUUACGACGAGGCGGGGUCCAUGCAACGGAUCCAAGUCCUGAAAUACCUAGUGCUCACGACGAUGCUAAUGAAGUCUGACAUCAACCCGUUCGAUUCGCAAGAAACCAAACCUUACAAGAACGACCCCCGCAUAUCGGCCAUGACCGAUCUGGUGGACGCCUUUCAGCGCGAUGAUAUCCACGCAUACGAAGCUGUUCUGAGUCAGAAUCCCGACGUGCUGGCCGAUCCCUUCAUUGCCGAGAACAUCGACGAGGUCAGCCGCAACAUGCGGACCAAGGCCGUGCUCAAGCUGAUCGCACCGUACACCCGCUUCUCCCUACAGUUUAUCUCCAAGCAUAUCAAAAUCGCCGUACCAGAGGUGCUGGAGAUCCUAAGCUUCCUCAUCCUGGAUAAGAAGCUCGACGCAAAGAUCGACCAGGAGAAUGGAAUCGUGACAGUGGCAAGUUCUACCGAUACCGAGCGUCUCCGUGCGCUGGAAGAAUGGAGCUCCUCGAUCCGAAGCCUCUGGCAGACUACCCUUAAUGGCGAGGGUCUCCGACCCGACGACACCUCCCAUGGCGGUGGCGCGGGCCCCAUGUUUCAAGGCUUUGGGGAUGAGGCCUCCUACCGCGCUAUGAGCUCGCGCCAACGGAGGGAGCGAAAGGGAUUUGGUGGUAAAUUAGCCGUGGCAUAA